This is a messenger RNA of Mucor mucedo, 1187 nucleotides long. RefSeq lists its product as uncharacterized. The record is from RefSeq and is a predicted model, not a curated record. Lineage: Eukaryota; Fungi; Mucoromycota; Mucoromycetes; Mucorales; Mucoraceae. Gene Ontology annotation, biological process: regulation of transcription by RNA polymerase II. Gene Ontology annotation, molecular function: RNA polymerase II cis-regulatory region sequence-specific DNA binding; DNA-binding transcription factor activity, RNA polymerase II-specific; protein dimerization activity. The transcript is spliced from 2 exons. The coding region runs from base 16 to 936 and encodes 306 amino acids.
UUUUAUUAAAAUAAAAUGGAGUACGACGCAACUCAUAAAGCCUCUAGUAUCACAAGCACAACAAGUACCAUAAGUACUGUCAGCACAAGCAGUACCAAUACAUGGGAUGCCAUUCUUCCGACACCGGAAACAAAAGAUGAUUAUUGUAUUUCUCUAGUAGACUAUCCAUACGAUACCAUAGGAUUCAGUCCAAUCUAUCUUCAACAUGGCGAUCAAAUCACGGCUCCCACAACGUUUAGAAGAAAGGCAUCGGCACCAAUAACAACCAAUAAUUAUCAACCCAUUCGACCUUCUCCAGUUCAAAGACAUCGUUCCCUAACUAGCGUCCUUCCUGUUAAAAAGAUCAACCGUGAUUUACUUUCAGACAAUGAGAAACGCAUCAAUCAUAUUGCCUCAGAACAGAAACGUCGUAAUACCAUUCGUCUUGGAUUUAAAGACUUGACAGAUAUCAUCCCUACCUUGAAAAAUAUUAACAACUCAAAAAGCACCAUCUUGUUUAAAGCCGUAGAUUAUAUGAAACAUCUUGAUAGACGUAAUCGUACACUUUUAGAGAAACUCAGCGCACUACAGGCCCGUAGCCGUGCUCAUGCUCAUAAUAUGCAACAAAAGAAGGCUCGCUCAUCUAACAGUCAACGAUAUAAACAACUGUUUGGUGUCCAACACCAACAGCAUCACCACCAACAACCACAACAAGAACUACCUGCUCAUACCAUAAAUGCUUUAAUAGCUCAUAAAGAUCAACAACGACAAUUACAAGAAUUGCAAGAUCAGCUGAGAGUUCAGCAACAACUUUUAAAAAAACAUAAUAUUAUACCUUCAAGUAAUGCAUCUCAAUAUAACUCAAUUUCUAUCCCAUCCAGUGCAAGCAGUCAUAGUGAUGAACACGAAUCACAAUUAUACACACAUUCUACAAAAAGGCCUUGGCACACACUUUAAGCAUUUUUUACUAAUAAAUAUCAUAUGGUUACAUUUUAUAUAUAUAUAUAUAUAUAUACAACUAUAUGAAAUGAUGUAGGGCAAAAUGUAUCGUUUUAGCGAAUGGCAUCAGUGCAUGUAAAUUAACUGAAAAAUCCCCAGAACUUGUUAGCGGUUUGGACUGCUUUUUUGAAAUUUGGAAAGCUUACAGACAUCGAGAGAUUGAAGGGUACACUAACUCCAACAGGCAAGCAGGUUCUAGUAGACGCUGA